AUGAGUAGACAAGAAAAUACCACAAAUGUAUCUGGUUUCAUACUGGUGGGGUUUGAUGAGACUCAAGAAUUUCAUGUCUUAAUUUUUUCAGUGUUGCUGUCUCUCUAUAUAAUCACCUUAAUAACAAAUAGCUUGAUUAUCCUGUUAGUAAAAUCUGAUCCUAUGCUUAACACACCAAUGUAUUUUUUCCUUAUGCAUCUGGCCUACUUAGAAGCUUGCUAUAUGUCAGUUAUAAUCCCCAAGCUACUGGAGAAUUUAUUGGUGAAUCCUGCAGUUAUUUCCUUUUGGGGAUGUGCCAUGCAGAUGUUCUUUUUCCUGUUUUUUGGUGUUGCUGAGUGCUUUCUUCUAGCUGUAAUGGCAUUUGACCGGUACAUUGCAAUAUGUCACCCUUUGCGCUACACAACCAUUAUGAACAGGAGUGUUUGCUGGAAAAUGGUAACUGGUUCAUACAUAUGUGGGAUUGUAGUUGGGCUGGUCCACACCACUGUCACAUUUCAUUUGCCAUUUUGUGGUGUGAUUGUCGACCACAUCUUCUGUGAGAUACAACCACUGUUGGAAUUGGUCUGUGGAGACACUUUCUUAAAUGAAGUCCAAGUAAUAGGAGUGGCUAUGAUGGCUAUCAUGCUACCAUUCCUGCUGAUCAUCCUUUCUUACAUUGGCAUUAUUUUCACUAUCAUUAGAAUGCCAGUUUUGGAGAGCAGAUACAAAGCCUUCUCCACCUGUUCCUCACAUUUAAUAGUGGUCACACUUUUCUAUGGCACAGCUAGCUCCAUGUAUUUAAAACCCAAAUCCAGCUACUCUCCAUCAGUGGACAAGCUUUUAUCAUUUUCCUACACAGUUGUAACUCCUCUGUUAAAUCCAAUUAUCUAUAGUCUCAGAAACAAGGAAAUCCAGGGAUCCAUGAGAAAGCUGUGGAAGAAAAUUAUUUGGUUGUGA
Messenger RNA from Elgaria multicarinata webbii, 936 nucleotides. Its product is annotated as olfactory receptor 10C1-like. Gene Ontology annotation, molecular function: olfactory receptor activity; G protein-coupled receptor activity. The transcript has a single exon. Lineage: Eukaryota; Metazoa; Chordata; Lepidosauria; Squamata; Anguidae. The record is from RefSeq and is a predicted model, not a curated record. Gene Ontology annotation, biological process: G protein-coupled receptor signaling pathway. The coding region runs from base 1 to 936 and encodes 311 amino acids. Gene Ontology annotation, cellular component: membrane.